AUGGAUUGCAAAUCCCCAAAGUGUGCAAACAUCUGCCCCCAUCUCCCUGGAGGUGGCCUGUUCUCCGCGCCGCUCUCACAGGCUGCCUGGCAGACUCUCCUCACAGCACUGUGCUUCCCGGGGCGCACUUGUACAGGCCCCAUGCGAGAAGGACUUCGGGCUGUGUAUAAUCCUCCAAGGGCCCACAGGAACAGCAGUGACAACUGUGUUAUGAAGCACCUACUGUGUGCUGCGGACAAGAAUGGAACAAGAAGACAUGCUUUGCCCUCACCCCGAGGCAGCUUCCAGCCAGGGAGGCAAAUACCUCCUCCCCAGACCCCUUCCACAGAUCCCCAAACUCUGCCUCUCUCCUUCAGCUCCCUGCUCAGAUGUCACCAGCUCUGUGCGGUCUCCCUGCCACCAAGUCUAAAAUUGCCAUAG
This is a messenger RNA of Symphalangus syndactylus (siamang), 420 nucleotides long. RefSeq lists its product as uncharacterized. NCBI's taxonomy places the organism in Eukaryota, Metazoa, Chordata, Mammalia, Primates, Hylobatidae. The record is from RefSeq and is a predicted model, not a curated record.